UUUCUCUUUAACUUUUUUUUUUCAGUAUAUCAUCCUCAUAUUAAUAUAACAUGGAUCUUUCUUGGUGCCUUGCUUGUGAUCGUCAUUGUCUUGAAGAUAACGUAAGGAUCAUCAUAACUAUUACUACAAUAAAAUGCUAACUCUUUUUUUUUUUUUUUUUUUGAACAGUUAUAUUGUUCAGAAUCUUGUCGCAUGAAGGACAAUCAAUCAGUAUCAUCAUCAUCUUCUUCGUCAUCACCAUCAUCAUCACCAUCAGCCACCUUAUUCAAUGCAUUCCCAAGACCUGGUACUCCAACCUCUCCACUUUUGGAACCUUUCUUUUCCUCUUUCUCACACUCACAUGAUCAUCGAAACUCGGUCCUUAUUCCAAGCAGUCGAUCACUCUCUACCUCUUCCUAUCCUUUGUUUGCUCCUAUCAGUGAUACCUAGAUUCCAUGUAUCUAGUUAUAUGUUAUUAAUGUUAUUCUUGAUCAUCACCUCUCUCUUGCCCUUUCCUGCAUUGUUAGACAAACCUCUUAUGGUUUCCUCCUCUCAUUCUCUUGAUACAAAAAAAAGAAAAAGAGACAAUAAUAUUCAUCACAUCAUGAUAAUCAUUCAGAGUGGAUCUCUUGUUUGUUUGUUAGUUGGUUCUCUUUUGGCAUCAUGCAUAGAAGAACAACUAUUUAUAUCUUUACGUGUUUUGAUAUGCGCAAAAGAUUUGAUGAACCUAUCUUGUACAUAUUUGAUCACUCCUUCUCCUUCCCCUCUUAUUAUUAGUCAUAGAUUUCUCUUAUUUCUUCUUUUUUUAAUAAUAACAACAAUAAAAAAAAAAGUAUUUCACAUCAUGUCAAAUUUCAUCGUUUCCUCCGUAAAGCAUCAAGAAAAAAAAAAGGGGGGGGAAUAUCCCUAUUUUGGAAAAUGGAUCGCAACCUGGUUGAAAGUCGCCAAUAGAAAAAGAACAAAAGAGUAAAUUUAGGAUAUCAAUGAAACAACACUGUUUAUUUUUUUUUUUUAAAAAAAAAAGUCUAUGUAAACUGAAACCAAUAUAUCUAUUCUAGCAAGCCAAAGG
This is a messenger RNA of Halteromyces radiatus, 1048 nucleotides long. RefSeq lists its product as uncharacterized. The record is from RefSeq and is a predicted model, not a curated record. Lineage: Eukaryota; Fungi; Mucoromycota; Mucoromycetes; Mucorales; Cunninghamellaceae. The transcript has a single exon. The coding region runs from base 269 to 949 and encodes 226 amino acids.